Messenger RNA from Penaeus chinensis, 1068 nucleotides. RefSeq names its product PDF receptor-like. Gene Ontology annotation, cellular component: plasma membrane. The coding region runs from base 54 to 929 and encodes 291 amino acids. NCBI's taxonomy places the organism in Eukaryota, Metazoa, Arthropoda, Malacostraca, Decapoda, Penaeidae. The record is from RefSeq and is a predicted model, not a curated record. Gene Ontology annotation, biological process: cell surface receptor signaling pathway; adenylate cyclase-modulating G protein-coupled receptor signaling pathway. The transcript is spliced from 8 exons. Gene Ontology annotation, molecular function: G protein-coupled peptide receptor activity.
GCAGGAGCCUGAAGAACAACCGCACCCGCAUCCACCGCAACCUGUUCGUGGCGAUGGUGAUCCAGGUGAUGAUCCGCCUCGUCCUCUACAUCGACCAGGCCAUCACGCGAGGCAACAUCUCCGGCAACGAGAACACCAACACCAACUCCUCGUGGCAGGGAAUCGACAACACGCCGGUGCUUUGUGAGGCCUCCUAUGUCCUUCUGGAAUACGCCCGCACAGCCAUGUUCAUGUGGAUGUUCAUAGAGGGCCUCUACCUGCACAAUAAAAUCACAGUGACGGUGUUCCAGCACAGGUUCUACUACAGUGUGUACCACGCCGUGGGCUGGGGCGUCCCCAUCCUCAUGACGGCAGCGUGGGCGGGCGUCACAGCUACACACUUCGGGAACUCUCGAUGUUGGUGGGGUUAUAACUUCACUGCGUAUUUUUGGAUCCUGGAAGGCCCGAGACUGUCCGUCAUAUCGCUGAAUAUGAUAUUCCUUCUAAACAUCAUCCGGGUAUUAGUAACAAAAUUACGACAGAGUAAUUCAAGUGAAGCUCUUCAAGUUCGGAAAGCUGUGAAGGCCGCCAUUGUGCUCCUCCCCCUCUUGGGCAUCACCAACGUGCUCAACAUGAUCGCGACGCCCCUCAGCCGCUCCGUCGUGGAGUUCGGCCUCUGGUCCUACGCCACCCACUUCCUUACCUCGUUCCAAGGGUUCUUCAUAGCGCUUCUCUACUGCUUCCUCAACGGCGAGGUCAGAGCGGCGGUGCGGAAGUACGUGGACAACUACCUCCUCCAUCGGUCGGCUGGGGUCCGGCGAGGCUCAGGAUUGUCUUCCGUGUUUCUUACGACCGUCACCGACCUCCCGCGGGACUCGCACGGGAGGACGAGGAACUUGUGUUCGUGUCUCAGCGGAAACCAGUCCCCGACGCACGGGUCGUACUUAUGACAGUUGCGACGACUCCCUGGAUGUCCCAGGAAGGGGCCCAGGGGGUCAGUGGGCUACCAGCGGCGUCGCAAGCGGGCCCACGAUCGCUCCGGCUUCAGCACCGGGAGACGCGAAGGGCCGGGCACGACCCACACCACGC